AUUUCAUUGGUCGAAAUUUCAAAAAUUGACGUAAGGAAUCACGGCGGUAAACAAAAUAAAAUAGUUUGCAAAAGAAAUAAUAGAAUAUGGCAGACUUUUUGGAGCAUCGUCUAUUUUUUGAGGACUGUAAAUACAUUCAUCAUAUUGUGCAACAAAGAGUGCGACUCCUCGAUGAAAAGGUCUUUGCGUACAUGGAUGAAUGUCUGGCAGAUGCAAGGAAAGUGAUGUGCAUACAAGACCAGCAUAUUUUACCUAAAACGCCUUCAAUGAAGCAGAGAAGCCGCCGCAUAAGAAAUAAAACAAAGCACAGUCAAGAUGCAGACUCAUUGGAACAAGAUAGUAGUAAAACUGUAUGCAAGACAUUGUCUACAUUUUCGGAUGAUGAUGACUUUGAAAGUGUUCCACCUUUAACAAACAGUGAAGAUCAGUCCGGGACUCCUCCAACGGGACAAAGAACACGAGCCAGUAAGCGAGCUGCAACCACAUCUCGUGCCAGCAAAACCCGCACAAACAAAACUAAAAAAAAAGCCAAAAGCCAAGAACCAGUUUGCAAGAUUCAGGACAUUAUUACUGAUGAAGAUAGUGAGGUUGACAAUGUAGGUGCUGAGGCUGUAGCCGAUGUACAGACAACUCCAACAAACAAUGGAAAUGUUGAGGAGGAGGAGGAGGAAAAUGUGGAGAUUAUUGAAACGUGGACUCAGCCUGCAGGGGCUGCAACACUUGCACUCCAACACAGACUAGGGGCAGAUCUUGACAAAACCCCUGUUAACAAACCAGGCAAACCGAUCAAUCCAAAUUUCUGUAAAAUGAAUGUGAAAGAAAAGGUAACUGCAUAUGAGGAAAUUAUUCUGAUCAGUCCUGUAAAUGUCAAGCAAAAAAAGUCUGCCUCACCUGUUUCAAGAAGUUCUAUACAAAAAACACCAGAACAGGCAGGAAAUGUUCCUCAAACGCCGGAGACAGUUGUUCAGAUAAAAACCAUUAGUGUCACUUCAGCAGAAGAAACCGACAGCACAGAGUCAAAACUAAAACAGAAGAGACCACAUAGUGAAAGUGGUGAAGAAGUUAUCCCAGUGAAAUCUGCUAAGAAGGACACACCUAGAUUAAGUUCACACAGGCAGUCGACACGGAAAAGCCUGAGAAAAUCCCUGCAUACUUUACCUUCAACACAGAAGUUGUCAAAAACCACACAAGAGGUAGAGAAGCCAGUUAGAACACGAACCAGACUCCGAUUAAAAAAGAAACAGGAAGAUGAAGACCCUGGCAUGGAGACUGAUACAGAAUCUGUUGCCAGCCAAGAAGAGUCGAGGCCAGGGUCACCAGAGGUGGUUGCUAUAGAAACCAUGGAAGUUGAACAGGACGGGGAGGAAGCGGGGCAGGAAGAGGCUGACCAGCAGACCACUGGUAAAAGGCGCACAAGGAGUAAAGGAGAGAAUUCAGAGGAGGAGACGGAGGUGGUGGAGGUGGUUAGACCAGUCCGGUCUACACGCACAAAGACACGCGCACAGACACAGUCAGACUCUGAGAAAUCUGCAGCCUCUGUAGACUCAGCAGGUCAGGGAGGAAGUGUGAGCUCUGUAGAUGGAGAGAGCAGCCGACCUCGAGUGACCCGCACUAAAACCCGGCAGCCCCAAGUCACGGAGGGAACAGUGAAUGAAAAAGAGGACUCUGCCUUUGUGAGUCCAGCAUCAACAGCUCCAAGGACCAGAACAAAGACCCGUAAGCGCCAGCAUGAGGAGGAGUCAGAUGGUGAGAAGGUGGCGAAGCGCUCGUGUGUCAGUGUGUCCAGUGUUGAUGACAAUAAUUCUUUCUCUGAACAACACAUGGAGCAAGAUGAUGAAGAUUCUCUAUCCCCGAAAUGUCCGGCCAGCAAGGUAGUUCGCCCCCAACCUCAUUCGUUCCUUAACAACCUUAACAAGAACUCGACCAACCCAAUCAGACCAGUAAACCUCCACACAGGCCUUGUUCGCUCCUUCAUCACCCGCAGUCCAGCUCCUAAAGCCACACAUAAGGAGACGCAGCAGAAGAAGGCCGCCGAGUUACGUCAGAAGGAAGAGCGGGAAAAUGAGAGGAUGAAGAGGAGAGAGGAGGAACACAAGAAGAAGAUUGAGGAAAUGAGGAAGAAGCGAGAAGAGAAGAUGCGUAAAGUUCAGAGCCUGCGUGAGAUACAGCUGGCAAAGGAGAAGCAGUCACGCGUAGAGCUUGAGAAACGACUCAAGGAGAAGAGGGAGAACGGCCUCAAACAACGCGAGGAACGUGUACGUGAGGAGCAGGAUAAACAGAAACUCAGACAACAGAAGCUUGAGGAAGCUGAAGAGAGGAGAAAACGGGAGGAAACUGAUCGACAACGUAAACUGCAGGAACAGUUGGAGCAAGAGCGUGCCCACGAGCAGAUGUUGGCACGGAAACGCGAGCAUGAGGAGCAGGAACGGCAGGCGAAGAUCCUGCAGGAGAAACGUCGCCUGUCAGAGAAACUGCGGGAGAUGGAGGCAGAGCGAGAACGGGAUCGGGAAAAGCUGCUGAAACAGGAGGAGGAGAAGCACAAGGAAUGGCAGCAGAGGAAAGAGGAGAGGGAGCGUCAGGCAGCUGCUGAGCGCGCGGAAAAGGAAAAACAGGAACUUGAUAAGAAACGUGUGCGAGAGCUGCAGCAGAAACGUGAAAUGGAGAAGGUGAAAGAACAGGAACGUCUUCGGCUGGCAGAAGAGGAAUCGGUGAAGGAUUUACAGCGGAAACAGGAAGAGGAGAUGAAAAAGCUGGUGGAGAAACACAACAAUCAGCUUCAGACUGCCACCGGGACCGCUGCCCCGACUGCCCAGCCACCCAAACCCAACCUUAACAGGACACACUCCAUCGAGAAUGCAGCUGUAGCUGGCAACAAGAAUGACUCGUAUGAGAUGACACCCAAGCAUAAUAGUCACAGCGCCUCCCUGGAGAACUACUGCAUCGAUGAUCUCAACUCCGGUGAUGACACCGAUGAUGAAGACCACCCAAGAAAAAAGAUUCCCGACUGGGCACAAGGGACUCACCUGAAGACCCAGCUUAUCAAGCAGUACUACCAUCCACCAGACAUCCUCAAUCUGCUUGGGACCGUAGCAGACCCUGAUCUCAACAAGCUCUUCCACAAGAAGAAAGCCCGCUUCAACAAGCGUACAAGCUCUGCCCACUGGGACACGCCCAUCUUGAAGCCUGGUCUUCUUGGGCGCAGCUGAUCGGGGCAUGCAGGCUGGGCAUUCAUUUGUGAUUGUUUCAUUUACAGGAUGAUUACUAUGGCUUUUGGCCGGCUUGAUGUUUUUAAAAACACUGCCAAGUUAACAGGAAUAUUGGUCCUUCAGCUCUGACACAGAUCUCUCAGACUCUGUGUGAGGACAGUGCUGAUCUUCGUAUAGGGAGACAAACAUUUUAUAUCUGAUUUUGAGAGUGCCAAAGACAUGAUGGUCUGAAAACGUAUCUUAAAAGAUAUUUGGACAUGCCAUGAUCAGUUUUAGCCAACAUAAAUGUGAUUGUCUGAAUGCAGAUUUUUAAGCAAAAUGAUUUUUUUUAGUGUUUUAGGGUUUUAUUUCAAAUAAUAAUUUGUACAUUUUGUGUCCUUAAAUGUAGUUACAUAUAGCUUUUGCUUAGUAAUUGGAACACUAUUAACACAUGUAAGAGUUUAUGUAUGUAUUUUUUGCACACAGAGUUGCUUCCCUUGAUGUGUAAUUUAUUAAGGAUCAUUUUUUCAAAUAGACUUAUUUGGUGUCUAUAUAUAUACGCUGAUUUUGUUAUGUCAUUAAUGAUUGAGUAUGUUCGAUGUCUGUAUUAAACAACUCAGGUCAUUUAUACAAACAUCAGUGUUGUAGUACCUAGGUAUAUAUCUAAUUGAUUCUCAGUUCAUUACAGAGGAAAGUGAUACUCAUCCUCUUUAAAGUUACAAAUAGUGCAUAUCUGCUCAUGUUUGGGGCUGAUUGCGAUCCAAUCCAUCUAUCUGUUUAAAUCCUUAACCUAUGUGAGGAAAGUCACAGCUUAUACUCAGAUAUUUGAAUUUUGUAUUAUUUCGAGUUCACUGGGCACAUUAUUGUAAAAUCUAGCCCUUCUUGACAUGCCUAAUCUAUUAUCUUAUAUUUCAACCUUUGUUUCAUGACCGAAUGCUUGGUAAAUGCUCCAUUCUUUUCAUGGCUAUUCCAUUUAAACAUAUAACCCCGGAGGGGGGGGGGCACUUUUAAAGUAUACCACCCCCUUACAGAAGCAAAUUCACCCUUCCCAGCUCUAAAUAAGCGAAAAAAGACACCCACCCAUAUACCAUUUAAAUAAUUGCCUUCCCCCCGUGGGUUAUGUUUUACUGGAAUAGCCCUCAGUAUUUUUCUUCACAUAUCCAUAGAUUUACAGUGGGACUAUACACCUUCAAUGAUUAUUCACAUUUGUAAUUAAAGGUAGUUUUAAAUGUGUACACACAUUUAUUAUUUUUGUAUUAAAACAAUAGUAAGUUGAUGAAAUAAAUAUAAAACAAUAUCUGAGGGUUCUUUGGAUUAAUCUAUUAUUCUGUUUUUGUCUCAUUUCACAGUAAAUAUUUGUAUUUAUUCCUAUACUGUAUCUCCGUCUGUUUUACUCCAAUUUAAAUUGUAGGAACAAUGUAUCUUUGUUGUUGUUUUUUCAAUGUAAUUUGUCUCUGAUAUAUUGACUUUUUAUGACUUAAAUAAUAAACGUACAAUCUUG
Messenger RNA from Mya arenaria, 4686 nucleotides. Its product is annotated as inner centromere protein A-like. The record is from RefSeq and is a predicted model, not a curated record. The coding region runs from base 87 to 3206 and encodes 1039 amino acids. Gene Ontology annotation, cellular component: nucleus; kinetochore; meiotic spindle midzone. Gene Ontology annotation, biological process: positive regulation of protein serine/threonine kinase activity; meiotic spindle midzone assembly; metaphase chromosome alignment. Lineage: Eukaryota; Metazoa; Mollusca; Bivalvia; Myida; Myidae. Gene Ontology annotation, molecular function: protein serine/threonine kinase activator activity. The transcript is spliced from 19 exons.